CGAUGAAGUUGUGCAUUUGUUUAAGAUUUUUCAUUAAUAAUAAUAAAACGUAGAAUUUUGUAAAAUUGUAAAUAAAUUUUAUACAUAAUAAAAUGGGUGUUACUGUUUUAUUUCCAUAUCCACUACAUGAAAAUAAAACAAAUACACAAACACUGGAUUACUUGACUAAGCGUUUGCUCUCACUUGGUGCUGUGCUCUCAGGACAAUUCCUUGUGGAUUGUGAAACUUAUAUUUCAUCACCACCGUUUCCAUCUAAAGCAGUGCAUGUGCUACAUGAUUCAGAAUAUCCUGCUUCUUCAUUUUCUAUAUUAGAUAAUGGUGCUGGCAAGCAAAUACCAAUGGUGGCAGACAAUCUUUUUGAUUUGCUGAUGCUGAAAAUGGCACCAGUUUACACAGCAAAGAAACAAUCAAAAAUUGAAUCGAAAGGUGCACGAUUUGAAUAUGGUGAUUUUCUUAUUAAACUUGGUUCCGUUUCCAAUUUGGAUAAAUUCAAAGGCUUACUUAUCGAAAUUGAAUAUAGGCCAUGUGUGGUGUUAGCUUACUGCUGGGAGAUGAUACGUGAAUUGUUGCAAGGUUUUCUCGGCCAACCGGUACCAAAAGAGUAUCCAACAUAUUUUACACAACCAGUGGUCAAUGCAAUGGGUCAACAGCAAAUGCAUGCUAAACAAAAUGAUACAUAUGAACCACUUGAUACUAUAAAUCAGUAUUUGGAGCAUUUCUUGAAUUAUCGCAAACAGAAUCUUCUCCAAGCACAAGCAGCAGCUACAGCGAUGACUUCACAAAUGAAUCCUAGCAUGAUUGGAUAGUGGAAAAUAUAUGCAAAAGAUUUAUUUAAAAUGAUUAUUAAAAUUAAAAUGAAAAAUAUUAAUUUAUUACAUACUCGUAUGAAUAUAAAUAAGAUUUAUUAAUGUAAUAUUUUAAAUAUUAAUAAUAUAAGUA
Molecule: messenger RNA, 939 nt
Organism: Teleopsis dalmanni
Lineage: Eukaryota; Metazoa; Arthropoda; Insecta; Diptera; Diopsidae
Product: mediator of RNA polymerase II transcription subunit 20-like
Exons: 1
Coding region: 93-806 (237 amino acids)
Biological process (GO): regulation of transcription by RNA polymerase II
Cellular component (GO): mediator complex
Molecular function (GO): transcription coactivator activity
Source: RefSeq, a predicted model, not a curated record